AUGGCCCUUAGCAUCACCAAGGUCACCGACGCCUCGCCUAAGAAGCCCACCACCCUGAAAGGCCCUUUCCUAGAGCAGUUCACCGACGACUGGGAGUCACGAUGGAAGCCUUCCCACGCCAAGAAGGACAUGAAGGGAUGGGCCUACGUUGGCGAGUGGUGCGUCGAGGAACCGUACCAGUUCAUGCUCGAGAAUCCGGCUGAGAAGGAAAUCUUUGGUUCGUACAAACGCUUCAUGGGCUCUUCAUGGGGAAAGAUGAACCCGGUGCAGGGCGUCGCCGGGACGAAGAUGGCGGGAUAUCCGUACUCGUUGCGCCGGCUCUGCGACAAGAACACAUCAUCUCGCCAAUCAUCAACAGUACCCGACAAGAUGGGGUAA
Anthostomella pinea is the source of this 378-nucleotide messenger RNA. The record is from the annotation of a GenBank genome assembly. NCBI's taxonomy places the organism in Eukaryota, Fungi, Ascomycota, Sordariomycetes, Xylariales, Xylariaceae.